Pelobates cultripes (western spadefoot toad) is the source of this 390-nucleotide messenger RNA. NCBI's taxonomy places the organism in Eukaryota, Metazoa, Chordata, Amphibia, Anura, Pelobatidae. The record is from the annotation of a GenBank genome assembly.
AUGCAGACCCCUGCUGAGUACUCUGCCUCUCGCCCCAGUGAUAAGGGGGACGCCAACACCCAUCCCAGAACCAUGGUGUCUGAACCCUCCACCCUGCAAGGGGACGUGGUGACCACCCUGGAGCACUUGGACUCAGAGGAGUUCCACUCGCUCCUGGACGCCACCAUGUCCAAGUCAGUCACCCAAGCUAUCUAUACUGCAAUGGGUGUUAUGUCUGACAACAUAUUUAACUCCAUUUCAAAUGCUAUUAAGGCAGCCAACCCUAAGGGAACCCUCGGCAGGGCCACAGAAGAAGGUCCUUUACACAGAGAGGGCCGUAAAGCCGUGAGGAAAACUCACAACAUGGGAAAGCAUGUCACACCUGAGGUCGUGGGGCCCCCACGAAAAUGA